This is a messenger RNA of Hypoxylon trugodes, 1164 nucleotides long. RefSeq lists its product as uncharacterized. The record is from RefSeq and is a predicted model, not a curated record. Gene Ontology annotation, biological process: regulation of DNA-templated transcription. Lineage: Eukaryota; Fungi; Ascomycota; Sordariomycetes; Xylariales; Hypoxylaceae. The coding region runs from base 1 to 1164 and encodes 387 amino acids. The transcript is spliced from 3 exons.
AUGGAACGGGGCGUGCCCGAAUACUCGCAGUCAGGUUUGCCUUCGCCCUAUCCAAGCGUCUUCGGCGACACUCAAUCUGAAGCUUCCUCUGCAGAUCACGCAUCUGCUGCACAAUAUCCUAGCAACCAGGAAGCGCGGGGGAGCAGUUACCCUACGUCUGCGACGCCUACCUCAGAGUACGGAGCGUACCCGCAAUCUGCGAGGUCGACGAGUUCGUUCCCAGAACAUACUCUUCGUCAAUACCAUCCAGCGAGCAACCAUAGCGGCAGCAGCGGAGGUAUGGCGCAAACACCAACAAGUCCGUCCAUGCCUUUGCAAGAUGGACGCAACCAUCAAUCCCAACAGGUCAAAUCUGACACCGAUGUACCCAUAGAUCCUUCCAUCGCGGCACCUAGCCCGACUUACGCUCCUCCUAACCAAUAUUCGCCGUACGCGCCCCCCCCUCAAGAUAUGUCGCAUAACUAUCCGCAAGGCGCCGGAAGCCUAUAUGCGCAGCCUCGCCCUGACUGGGCGAAUUAUGGCCACCCGGCCGCGCCCGGACAGAUGCCGCAUCCACACUCAGUAUACCCGCACGCAUCAUCGGCAGCAGCCCCAGGACGACCAGCACAGUAUGGUGCCCAGCAGGUCUACUCUUUUGUACCGAUCCCUGGCGCGCAACAGCACAAAAGACCUCGACGACGAUAUGAAGAAAUUGAGCGUAUGUAUAAGUGCGGAUGGAAUGGCUGCGAAAAAGCGUACGGUACGCUUAAUCAUCUGAACGCGCAUGUUACGAUGCAAAGCCACGGGCAAAAGCGGACGCCCGAAGAAUUUAAAGAAAUACGAAAAGAAUGGAAGGCGCGUAAGAAGGAGGAGGAACAGCAACGCAAGGCUGCUGAAGAGGCCGAUCGCCAGCGCCACGCUGCCGCCGCCGCCGCUCAGAACGGCGGAGGUGACCCACAGGCGGGUGAACCAGGACAAGCUCCCUCGUCGUAUACGACCAGUCGGCAAGUGCAGCUACCUCCUAUCGGGUAUCAGCCAACGCAAUACCCUGCACCGACGUCGGCUACUGUACCGCAACAACCUAUGCCAGAGUAUAGUCCUACAAGCCACAUGUAUUCUGGUUACCAACAACCGGCGUCGCCUUAUGGCCCGCAGAACCAGAGCAUGUAUAGCCAACGGGAAUAG